AUAUGGCCGACAGUUGGAGACCAUGAUUACUGAAAAAUUCACGGUACUCGUGUUACUGAUAUUUCUAUGUAUGAUAUCGUUCUUCUUCUCCUUACAUGCAAAAGAAUUUCGUUAUAAGCAUUACACAUUCAGAAAGAAGCAGCGACUAGUAAGUAAUUUGCCGAAAAUAAUUAUGUCAUGUAUCCAUAAGCUUUAAACAUUUUGUUUGUGCUAAGCUUAAGCUUAUAUUUUACAGCUUAUGUUCAGUUGAUGGAGCGUGCAGUGUUUCUUAUAUGCAUAAGUCGUGAGGGCUUUGACCUAGUGCAAGACCCUGGAUGUAAGAAAAUGGAAUUGAGCGGCUUAUUCCACAAUAAAAUUAUUAAAACAUUCCUCGGCAUAAUAAACAAGCAAAUAAGAAUGUAUAAUAAAAACUCCAGUGAAAAUGGGGACGUUAUUACCUCUUUCCCCUUCUUACGGAAACGACUGAAAUUCUCUGUACCAUUUGUUUGGAUUACCAGUGCCAGGCUUCAUGUUGAGAGAAAGUGAAAAAUUUACCGGUAUUUUGUAAAUGGUACAACUAAAUCCCAUUCCUGUUUUCGGUGCCAAUAAAAACUAAUAGUACCACUUGACAGAAAUUUUUCACCAAAAUUUCCGUACAAAUGGUAAGGGCUCCGUGUCUUGGUCUUGUCCCUUUUAUAAGCAUGUAACAAAAAUGCAAAAAUUUAUAAACUAAGGAGCACUUUUUUUGUGUGUAUUAUGAUGAAAAAAAAAUUAAAUUGUGAUGAUAUGUGGGCACUUUAAUAAAUUUAGUCUAAAAUGUUCCCUCUGUCUUUCAAUUGUUUUAGGCUAAGAAGUACUCACCACUGGAAAAAGGUUGUGAAGUUAAUCAAUGUAAAGACCUUUUUGGAUUAGAGUUGAUCAAGUGUACAAGGAAGUGCAUAUCACAGACUUGUUAUGACGAGUUAUAUGCCUGGGAUGAGGUAAAUAAAAAAGUGUCUGUCAUAUUAACUUGUUAGGCAUGUUGCAUGAUGUGUGUUCGAUCUUUGACCCCCUGGCCCCGGUUGUUCAAAAGUUGGAUAGCGCUACCCACCGGAUAAAUCACUAUCCAGCGGAUAAAGUAUUAGGAAAACCAAUUGUGCUAUCCAUUGGAUAGAUUUUUAUCCUGUGGAUAGCACCAUCCAAUGUUUGAACAACCGCGGCCUGGAGGGUACUUCACCAGUAUUUGUGAAUAGGUGAGCUUCUGAGGGUUUAAAACCUUGACCCUGCUGAGGACAAAACAAAGAUCCUAUUAAAACACAUACCUGUUUAUGACACAAUAAACUCAACUUGACGUCUUGUUUUAAAGCCAUUUAUUGGCAAUUGCAAUAGAGCAAAUUUACAUUAUCAUUUGCUUUAUUGUAUAAAUGGAGUACAAACAAUUUCCUCGAGCAAAUCAAGUCAAUCGUACAGGCAAUGCCCUGUUUAUAAUUAGGACUUGACUAAUUAGACUUACACAAAAUUAUAUAUACCCUGUUUAGGACGGAGAGAACAAAAACCAUAUCCUGUCCUGCAGCACAUCCCCAUAUAGGCCAUACAAGGGAAUACAUGUACACCUCCCUGGGCUUUGACUACCUGUAAAUGCUAAGUGUGUGAAUCCCUGUCCAAGCUUUUGCUUUAACUCUUUGCUGGGCCACACAUGUUGUGCACUUCUAAGCAACGUUUUCACUGCUUUUCCAUUACACGUCAGUUCCUGAAACAUUCAUUUUUCUUUUCACAAGGCACCAAUGACUGCUUUUGUCAAGUUUAAUGCUGAUAUAUCUUGUAGAAUUUCUUAUUCGUUUUUUUUUUUUUUUUUUUUUUUUUUUUACUGCAGAAAAUUACAUGUAUUAUUUUAUAGUUUCUAUUUUUUUUUUCAUCUGUUGUUUAUUUACCUACUUAUUUACCAGUUAUCAUAAUUAUUUCUAACUGUUCAAUAUUCUUUUUCUUUAUUUCAAGCUUGAGGAAGGUGAGAUUGAUGUACGUCUAACUUCAUUCAAGGGUUGCGUUGUGAAGCAGCUCCAGGAACAGGAGAGCAGGAAUCGUGGAUUAUGAUGUUACUAAUAAUGGACUAUCAAAAACCAUAUUAAACCUGUGAUGGGUAAUGUGACUGCAGCUGAAACAAAUCUCACUCACACCCUAAAUGCUCAGAAUGACCCAACAAGCUUCAUUCAAAUAUAAAAUUCAUGCACAAACUUUGAAUUCCACUGUGCCAUAUUUCAUUGUAACAAAGGACAUGUAGGUAAUGGAAAUAUAGGCUACAGUCUAACCUGAGUCUUUACGGACACCUAUACAAUGCGGACACCUCUUUAUUAUGGACAGUUCGUUUGGUCCCAGAAAUGCCAAAAAACAUGCAUUCCCUACAUCUAUAAUACGGACACCUCUGUAAAGCGGACACUUAAUUCUGUCCCUUUGGUGUCCAUAUUGAAAGAGGUUUGACUGUAUUAUUUUGGGGGGAUAAAGGACCACAAGUGAGUCAAGUCCUUUGUGAUAUGGGUUUUUAUUGGCCAGUUUACAGUCAUACAAAAUUAAUCUGAAACAGUGUGCAGUAUAAUUUAUUGUGCCACAUUGUGCGAAACUUAGAGCACUUUCCCUAAGUCAGAACUGGCCGGCCAGACCAUGACUGAAGAAGUCAUUUUAACAAUGAAAUAGGGGGUUUUUUUUAAGAGCUUUUACUGAAAAACCACCUCCUUCUUGCAUAGUAUUUAGGAUUUGACCUAUCUGGUUGGAUAGUUUUGACUAAAAGUAAAAUUCUCAUUACUACGGGAAUGGUCCAGAUGGCUGCUCAGUUCUGACAAAUGGAAAGUGCCCUUAAUAGUGCAAUAUGGAACGAUUCAAUGACAGUGUUAUGAUUUUAAAUUCAGUUGUAAUCAUGACAAUGCUGGACAUUCUUGCUAAAAAUCAACCGGUAAACAUAAAUCCAGAUUGCAAUGCCUAAAUAGUGACAGGACACCCAGGAAGCCACGGGACACCCAUAGAUUACUGUGCUGCUUGCCUGGGGGAUCACAGCAAUUGGGAGGAAGCGGGUUAGGCUCUUAUUCCAUUAAUAAUAAGACAUCGUUUUAUUUCAAGUAAACAAAAUAACCUGCUUUAUUACUAAUUUAGUAAACAUGGAGCAUUAUUAUCAUUUUUUCAUUGCAGUUUAUAAAUGAACACCUUUGUACACCGUAC
This is a messenger RNA of Porites lobata, 3165 nucleotides long. Lineage: Eukaryota; Metazoa; Cnidaria; Anthozoa; Scleractinia; Poritidae. The record is from the annotation of a GenBank genome assembly.